UGACAAGUAUUGUUUUUAAAGAAGGCUACGCUUUGUACUUCUUAGAAGUCAUUUCUAUCGUAACACUACGAGUUAUUCUUAUCGUAACACUAAAACUUAAAAAAUGCAUAAAACGCAACCGUUUUUGCUUAAACCAAAACCGAAUGAUGUGGAAGAGUAAGAUAAAAGCAUCUAGUAAUAUCAUUUGAUUUUAAUUUUUAAUUCUUUUUUUUUUUUUUUUUGUUAAAUUAGUAAAAUAGAAACGCAAAUUCUUGAAUUUGCGGAAGCAACUAGGGGGAAUUUAAAUAGUGCGUUAAAAAAAAAUGAAAACGAACCCAUGUUAAGAAUGCUAACCCACACAAAUAUGACGCCAAAAAGACGUUUGGUAAAGGAACUUCAGGAAUUUGAAAAUACGGACAUAUUCGUUAUUGUCAACGAUCACGCCUUCCUCUGCCACUCUACUGUUCUAUGCUUUUACUCCAAGGUGAUGCUUAAAAUAAUACCAUCAUGUUGCGGUCAUAUUGUUUUUAAGACUCCAGAACUAAGUCAAAAGGGUUUUAGCGAUUUGUACAAUUGGAUGAUUUCAACUCAAGGCACAUUGGAUAUAUUGGAUUUUGCCGACCUUAUGAGAAGCGCAUUUUUUCUGGAAGUAAACGAGCUAAUAGAGCUUUGCUGGAAAACUCUGGAUACUCAUCUUUUCGAUGAAUUCUCAGCGUUUAGUGUUAUGUACGAGAGUCGAAAAGCCAGUGAGCUAAUGCCAAUAUUUAAAAAGAUGUCUGACCGUAUCGCAAGAUCGACUUUAGCAAUUACAUGUUCUCAAGAAUUUUUGUCCUUAAGUGAGGUUCAGAUAUGCGGCCUUCUACAAUCCAAUACCUUGUCAGUGAACUCCGAAAUGGAGCUUUUAUAUGGCACACUGAAGUGGCUUAUACAUUGCUGGCCACAGCGCUCUUCUAGCAUAACCACGGUUAUGAAAGACAUUCGCUAUGGAUACUUGCCACCAACAAUGUUGACCAACCUAAAGUCAUCGGAUCCAAAUAAUAUUGGUCCAUUUGUUGAUAUAGUUAAGGUAAUUAGUGAGUCUCCCGAUAUAAGAACUCUGAUUCGGGAUGGAUUGUUCUACAGUAGUUUAAUCAUAGCCUGUGCCAAUGACCCAUCUUGCAUUGAAAAUAAUAUUGAAUUUAGUACGUUUAAAUUGCUGGAUCAUCGUAAUUGGAUACGUGAUAAAAACUGUGAAUAUCAUCGUCCCGUGACCCGAAAAUCUCCUAAUAUGCGUUAUGUUACAUUUAAACAAUAUCAAAACUAUCUACAAACUUUGAUCAGUAGUGGUCGUGAAUUUGACAAAUUCUUGGAGUAUCCCGAUGACGAAGAAUAUGCUGAAACAAAUCCUGCUUGGCUGAAGAGGCGAAAAAUCGAUAGAAUGUUGCUUUGCUUAAGGACAUCAUACGCCAAUCAGAGUUGGUAUAUCAAAGAUUCGUUAAACAAGAUAUUCCAACAAGGAAAACGAAAACAGCUUGUGAAAAAAUAGUGUCUCCUUAAAAAUAUGAAAAGGAAAAUUGGCAGCAACCCAAGGAAAAUGGUUUAUCAUAUACAUAUUUGUUUUAAAUAUUUACAUAAGAUUGUUUAAAGUCUGAGAAUUUUCCUUGUUUGAUUAAAACCCAAU
Messenger RNA from Drosophila eugracilis, 1639 nucleotides. Its product is annotated as kelch-like protein 4. The coding region runs from base 317 to 1504 and encodes 395 amino acids. The transcript is spliced from 2 exons. Gene Ontology annotation, molecular function: protein binding. Lineage: Eukaryota; Metazoa; Arthropoda; Insecta; Diptera; Drosophilidae. The record is from RefSeq and is a predicted model, not a curated record.